AUGAGCCAACAUCAGCUCGACCGUGCCCUGGAGCGAGGCGACGACAUUGGAGAAAAGCGUGAAGACAUCCGCCAAUUGUUUGACUACUCAAUGUCGACGCAGGAGUCCGUUGAGCCAGACCCGCCGCCCGAACACCAUGUCGGCGAUCCAAAUCUCGAGGCAUCUCUGGAGGAUGUGGAAGAAGUGGUUGCUGAAGAGGACGGUGAUGACGUUGACGAAUACGACCAGCUCCUACACUACGACUCCUCCCAAGAGUCGGUAGUGGAAGUGUCCGGACAUGCACACGAGCCCGCGCAACUGCCGUUGUCGCAGGCACAGGAUUUUAUCGACGUCUUCGACUCACCUCAGCCGGCAGUUGAGCAGCCACUGCCACAGGAAGACCAACAAGAAGAGCAGGAAAGCCACCUCGUGCCUACCAGACAAUACGUACCGGGAUGGCAUGCCGAAGCUGCAUUUCAAGUGAAGACCGCACAGCUGCGCCGACUACUCAACGCAAGAUACGGCGAUCGUGCCGAGUCCUACUUCCGCAUCAGAGCCUGUCGGGGCGUGCUCGUGCAACAAUGGCGACGAUUCCUUGACAAGAUGGACCAGCUUGCCGAACAGGUCGAACAAGGCCGCAGCCGCUUGAUCUACACGGUCGGCGUGUUCCAUGGCAGCAACCAGCAAGUGCCCGUGGCCGAAUGCAACACAGCCACCGAGUUCUUCCUGUCGUGCUACAGCCGGCUCAACGUUUACGAGGUGCUCACAGCGUUGGGCUACAACAAUGCCGUGGAAGUCGAGGCGGAUUACGAUGUCGUGUUUUGCAUCGAGUUGUGGCCGGAGAAGCAAAUGCACACGAUGCUCAACAAUUGGGUCAAUGACACGAGCAAGCCACACUACAGCGCCUUUGGUAUCCCCUAUCUGGAGGUGGAGUCGGAUGCGCUCGAAAUCUACAAGGAACUCAUCGCCGAGGGGAAGAUUCCGUGGCGUAUGGCCGGCUGCAUCCACCGACCGACCUAUCGGAGACACACGGCCAUCCUCGACAAGCUGGUCCGCGAAAUGCGCCACACUUUCACGUACCGCGAACCGGUCACCGUCUAUCUGAUCAUUGGACCGCCCGGUGCCGGAAAAUCGUCAUUCGCUCUGGACGUGCUCACAGGUGGCGAUCCACGACAAGCAUACUGGGCACAACGCGGCGACUACCAAGAAGGCUACCUCGGACAGCGUGUCUUCGUCCUCGACGAAUGCUCGCAAUUCUACUCGCUUGCGAUACAAGGCACGUCGUCAUCGCCGUUUCGCAUCGAGAACCUCAAAGAGAUGACGUCUAGCACCUGCCGGUUCACCAUCAACAAGAAAUUUGGCAGCCAGCCAUUUACCUCCGAGAUCAUUGCUCUCAUCUCCAACUAUCCGCCCGAAGAAUGGAGCUUGUCGGAAGAAAACUUGAAACACCUGCUCGACCGCGUCCAUUUCAAGAUGCAAUUCGACGUGACAGUGCUCUCGCCAACCCGCAAGCUCUACACGUUCAACUGGAGCAAGGGCGACGGUUUUACCCGAACUCUCAACCACAACCCGGCGCCUCCCCCGCUUCCCGGCGACUGGACCGAUCUAUACAUGCACUACCAAGCGAUGGGCGAGCAGCGCAAGCAGGAGCAGCGCGAGCGCAACACGGUUCACAAUUUCGCUCAUCUGCAUGCAAGGACCGCUCGAGACAAGGAGGAAAGCUGUAUGCGCAUCGUCGACCACGACCAAGAGGAAGAGGCACGGUCCCAGCGCCCAGGCCCACCCACUACACUGCGCACCCCCACCAGCAGCCAGUUGUCGCGUCAGGAUUACACUCCCGAGGUCCUCAGCGACAACCGAACCAUGCUAACACCGCAGAUGGCCAACAGCACGGUCGCUACACCGCGUGGAACGGCUGCGGUGAAGAGACGGCGUCCGUUGCGUCAAGUGAAUGUUCCGGUGAAAACUGAGGAGGAGAUGACGAGCAUCGUUGUUGAGCCCACGCAGGAAGACCGAUCAGACCCACCCCGCCGGCGCGGUCCAUACAUGUUGCCGAUGAAGCUGGAGGACGUGGAAGACGACGAUUUGCCCCGCAUUCACCCUGACGCGAUCAAGUGUGGCCAUCGGGCCGACCAUUUCACGAAUGCCCCGACAAAAUCGGUGCGGCACCCGGGCAAGGAAUAUGUGCGAGCCGAUCUGAUCGGUCAAUCGAGGAAAACGCUCAAGCUCGGCCAACCGGUGCUCGUCUUGACGCGUGACAACAACGGCACGGUCGAUUGGCGGGAAGCUCGUGUACGGUCAUUGGGUGUUCAAGGCGGCAUCACUCAUCCGACAAUGUCUCAACAAUGGCGUAGGUAUUGGGUUACACCGUUGACCCAUUGCCCGGGACGAAAUGCCGAGCUGUUCGGCAAACAUCAGGAGGACAUUCGCAAGUUGUUCGGAGGACGGCUUCGGCACAUGAAAGUGGUCGACGAGUUGCCGCCGGAGGUGUACAACAAUGCCGGCCCGGAAAUCGUCCCUGAGCGUGUUGAAGCCGACGAAUUCCCCGAGGUGAUGAUGACUGCAAGAAAUUUGAAGAGGAUUCGAGAGGAACUUCGACUUGCCCAUGCGCAGCACUCGCAAGCCAUCGACGCUGCACACCUAGCUGAUGAGCGUCGCACCGCUGCACUGAUGAGAUGCCGUGAACUCAGUGAUCUCGAGGGUCAAGCCAUCGAUGCGUUGGACCGGGCGCUCCUCCAAGAGAUUGGCCAUAUCCCUUUUCGGCAUAAC
Molecule: messenger RNA, 2748 nt
Organism: Mesorhabditis spiculigera
Lineage: Eukaryota; Metazoa; Nematoda; Chromadorea; Rhabditida; Rhabditidae
Source: the annotation of a GenBank genome assembly